Molecule: messenger RNA, 1832 nt
Organism: Chenopodium quinoa (quinoa)
Lineage: Eukaryota; Viridiplantae; Streptophyta; Magnoliopsida; Caryophyllales; Amaranthaceae
Exons: 4
Coding region: 310-1131 (273 amino acids)
Source: RefSeq, a predicted model, not a curated record
GUAUCUCAGUUCCGAAAUCAAAGAAAACAAGUGAUCUACGAUUCCCGCGAUCUAACCUGCCCUUUUCUACCUUUUUCUUACACUAUUUCAAAUAAAAAUUCCUCAUUUCUUACAAUUAAUUUCCAUGGAUUCCGACAAACCCACUCCUUUCUCCGGUAAUCGGCGGCAACAUCAACCCUAAUUUUUAUCUCCAAAUUCGUCUGUAUUCAUGUAAUUCAACUUCAAUUCCAGCUGUGUCACGUGCUUUAAUUAACUUAAUAAAGAACGAGAAGGUGCUGCUUGAGCUUCCUGAAACAGAUAGUAGAGACAAUGAGGGAAGCAGAUGUGGGUCAACUUGCAGAAUCAAUUUCUGGUUCUCGAUGCACCAGAUCACAUUUACAAGCAGCAGCAGUAUGGACUGUACAAGAUAUGCUUAUUCUUGUGAAUGAAAUUGCUGCUGUUGAAGGGGACUGGCAAAAUUCUCUGUCAACUCAUCAAAAAUGGACCAUUAUAUCAGAAACUUGUACUGCACUGGGAGUAGGAAGGAAUGCAAACCAGUGCCGCAGAAAGUGGCAGUCCUUGCUUGCUGAUUACAAUCUUGUCAAGGAAUGGAAAUUGAACUCUGGGAGUGAUUCUUACUGGUCUCUUGGGUGUGAUAGGAGAAAAGAAGCUGGUCUUCCUUUGGAAUUUGACAAAGACCUGUAUAAAGCUAUGGAGGAUUUCAUGAAGGCAUCAGAUAGAGCAGAUACAGACCCAGAAUGUGAUCCGGAUGCGGGAGAGGUUGAUGUUCUUGAUGCUGAGGAAUCCGGUCCAAAACCCAAAAAGCGAAGGCGUCGGUCAAUCCCUAAAAAACGGUUAUCUGAAGGGAGGAAACAGCCUGUAACAGAGGUAGAGCAUGUGAUUCCAGAGCCUCCUGUUGCUGAAGACAUGGAGCAAAUCCUGGCUGCGAAACUCAUGGAGAACACAGAGCUGAUCCAUGCCAUACUUGCAGGAAAUGUUACUGAAAAUGUUGACGAGGACUUGACCAGUGUAAGAAAUGAGGAGUCCCUGAAGACUGAAAAUGUUAGACGUAAAGCUGACAAGCUUGUUGAGUGCCUCGGAGAUCUUGCCAAAAAUCUGGAACACCUUUGUGGUGCAGUGGAGAAAGGUUAACAAGGGCUGCCCAAUUCAUCUCGGAGAUGGUCGGUAAUUUUUUAUUUUUAUUUAGGUACAUGUAUAGACUAUAUAGAGUACAUUGAGGAUGAAAAGUUUAAAAUAUGAGAUGUUUUGGGAAGUUUGGGAAAGAAGGGGGUAUUUCGAGGAACAACCUCUUAGAUUAGGGUUUUUGUCAAGCCAUGGAAUUUCUUAUCACAAUGAAAAGAAAGGCAUUUAUUUUUUGGCUUUGGAAAUUCAUCAGCCAUCCACAACAUGGGAAUGGCUGAUGGCUUGAUAGCUGAUAGAUUUCAACUAUCAUCAAACUUGGAUAACAACAUAGAAGUAAUAAUAUGUGUGGAUUAUCAUUUUACCAAUGGUUUGUAAGCUAUUUGAUGGUAAAACCUCACAAUUUUUACUAUUGGCAUGGUAAUAUCUCGCCUUAUGGUGCCAUGGCGGGUAAUUAGAAAGGGCAAUCUAAAAGAUUUAUGUAUCUUGUACAAACGAACAAUGUAUAACUAAUUAAGAUAGUAUACAAAUGAACAAUGUCAACUAUUUUAAUUGAAUUGGUUUAAAGUUUUGAGAAUGAGACUUAAUACCUGAUUUAUUUAAACUAAAAGGGAUACAUAAAUACAAUAUGUUUUGAUUAGUAAUCUGCCAAAUCAAUCAAGGAAUGAUAAAAAUUAAAAAUCAAGAAAAGAAAUUAAGCAAAAAUAUAAAUA